Amaranthus tricolor (Joseph's coat) is the source of this 3071-nucleotide messenger RNA. RefSeq lists its product as uncharacterized. The transcript is spliced from 5 exons. Lineage: Eukaryota; Viridiplantae; Streptophyta; Magnoliopsida; Caryophyllales; Amaranthaceae. The coding region runs from base 218 to 2299 and encodes 693 amino acids. Gene Ontology annotation, cellular component: eukaryotic translation initiation factor 4F complex. Gene Ontology annotation, molecular function: protein binding; mRNA binding; translation initiation factor activity. The record is from RefSeq and is a predicted model, not a curated record.
UGCCUACCUAUUUUUCUAGUGGAGUGGGUCGAACUUCACGGAGCCUGACGGUAGCCCGCCAUAAACAGUUCUAUUCCCAAGUCUUAACAUGCAAGUAUCCAACCAGAAACCAUUACUAUUCCUCUUCAGCAAAAAUAAACAAUAAAAAUUAAACUCUCAUAUAGAAGUAUAUUCAUACUAAGAUUGAACUCACGAAUUACUCAAAUUUUCUGCAUCAAUGGAAUUUGGCAAAAAAGUAUCAAUUCAACGUUUGGAAGCCGAAACCGAAAGCGAAAGCGAAAGGGAAAUUGAGCAAUUAACUAAGGAAUUUCAUAAUACUGAAGAGAUGGAUGACCUAGAUCAAGUAGACUUUGCAAUUGUUCGUGCUCUUGUUGCAAAUGGGAUCUCAUACAGCGUGCUUCAAAAUCCAGAUUUUCUUAAGAUGGUUAUAGCAAUUAAUAAUGCUCCAAAAGGUUACAAGCCUCCCUCAAUUGAUCGAGCACGAACCUCUUUCUCUAGGAUUCAGAGAGAGGGUCCAACUCCAGCUCUAGUUAAAGCUGAGGUACCAUGGUCGGUGAGAAGAGGCAGUCUAGAGAAACAUCGUGUAUUGAAGACUGUUAAUGAUAUUAUCAACAAGCUUACACCUGAGAAGUAUGAUCUUCUCAAACGUCAAUUGAUUGUUUCUAUUUCUGGUAUUACAUCAGCUGGGAUCCUGAAGGGUGUUACUUCUUUGAUCUUUGACAAAGCUGUCCUUGAACCUACAUUCUUCCCUAUGUAUGCUCAGUUAUGUUCUGAUUUGAACGAAAAGCUACCUCCAUUUCCACCAGAGGAAGCUGGAGGAAAAGAAAUCACUUUCAAGCGUGUUCUUUUGAACAAUUGCCAAGAGGCAUUUGAAGGUGCUGACAAUUUAAGAGCUGAACUGAGACAGAUGACAAACCCAGACCAAGAAGCUGAACGUCGAGAUAAAGAAAGAAUGCUUAAGCUCCGUGCUCAUGGGAACAUACGGCUUAUUGGUGAACUUUUGAAGCAGAAAAUGGUUCCUGAAAAGAUUGUGCAUCAUAUUGCGCAGGAGCUAUUAGGUCCUGACAUUAAAAUCUGCCCAGCAGAGGAGAAUGUUGAGGCCAUUUGUCAGUUCUUUAACACUAUUGGUAAGCAGCUUGAUGAUAACACCAGAUCACGCCGUAUAAAUGAUAUGUAUAUGAGUCGGUUGGAGGAAUUGAGCUCAAAUAGUCAACUUGCCCCCCAUCUGCGGUUCAUGGUUCGCGAUGUUCUUGAUUUGCGGACCAACAAUUGGGUUCCUAAACAAAUAAACACACAUAAACCGACCGAAACCAUCCAUCAUUCCAUUAUUUUAACAGAGAAAUUAAACAAUGGGAACUACACCAAGUGGUCCAAAUUGAUGUAUCUAGCAAUCAGUGGGCAAGGUAGGCUCAACCACAUCAUCGCCUUCCCACCAAACACUGAAGAUCCAGAAUACACCACAUGGGCUAAGCGAGAUUCAAUUGUAAUCUCAUGGAUAAUAGAAAAUAUAGGUUCUGAUUUAGUAAAUCAGUUUCUAGAUUAUCCCACAGCAUUCGAGUUAUGGAGAAGAAUAGAAGCCAUGUUUAGUAGCGGAAGAGAUGGUUUACAUAUUUUCGAUUUAACGGUUAAAGCCAAUAAAAUUCAGCAAGGAGCGGAGCAAAUUGAGGUAUAUUUCAGUAAACUUGUCUCCAUUUGGAAAGAAAUAGAUCGAAGACUCCCAAACCCCAUGAUUUGCCCGGAAGAUAAAACCAUUUUCAACAAAAUAAAUCAACAAAACCGGCUAUAUCAAUUUCUUGCCGGACUUGAAGAAUCUUUUGAUAAAGAUAGAAGGUAUUUACUUAAUCAAGAUCCAUUACCUACCGCAGAGCAAGCCUAUGCAACCAUCCGAAGGAAAAUCUCACGCCGGGGCAUCAUGAGAAGUGAAAAAUCCUCGUCAGAUUAUGAAUCAUUGGGCAUAGAGACCGGUUUAUCCACAAGAGGAAAACCCACAAAAUCAGAUUAUAGGCGACAAGAUGAGCAGAGUAAACUAAGGUGUACUCGCUGUGGGAAAGCAAGGCACAUUAAAGAAGAGUGUUUUGAAAUUGUUGGGUACCCUGAGUGGUGGGCGGAUUCAAAGAAAAAAGAGAAACAAGAACAAAAAACUCAAGCAUUUCUAAGCCAUGGAAAAACAGUGAGAAGAAGAAGAAAAUGUCAGAAAAAUAUUACGGAGAAACGGACAAAUGGGAGCAAGAGAGGUGAGGUGCAACUCAAUGAUAAAUCACAGUAUUACACCCAUAUGGAGAGAGAUUUAAUAGGGUGAUAUUUUUUGUUGGGUUAUUUCCACUUAGAGAAAGAGUCCACUUAAUAAUAUAAUAUGGGCUUUAAUAUUAGUUAUGGGCUAAUAUAUUAAUUAAAAUAAAAAAAAAAGGGAACUAUAAAAACAAAAAAGGGUGGUAAGUUUGGAAUGACAUAAGUCACGCACAAAAAACAGAAAUCAAGAAUAUUUAUUGAGAGGCAGGCGCACAAAGGGGUUUUACAUGGCAUUGCGUGGAUUCAAUCAAAGGCCAUUUAUAUUUUAUUUUGCGUUAAAUUUUAAUACGGUGUUCCUGUCUAUCCAAUCUAUAUAUUCAGCGAUUGGAUUGUCAUUUUGUGCAUUAUAAGUGGGUAAUUUAUAUUUGCCCUAAUUUACCCUAAUUGUUAUUUUAUCACUUUUGAGUGAUGUUUUAGGGUUGUUUGGUGUUUGUAUUGCCUCUAGUAUUGUUUAGAGAAGAUUGUGGUUGUAUCCAUUAAUUUUAUUGGUGAUUAGUAGAAGAGUUUGGUACCACUUAUGAUCCCGUGGUUUUUUCCCAUUGGGUUUUUUUCCCAUUGGGUUUUCAUGUAAAAUAUCGUUUGUGCUUUACUUUUUGUAUUUUUACUUUAUUGUGCUUGAUUGUGGGAUUAUUAUUGUUUUUGUUCAUGUGCGUUAUAUUGCCACUUUGCUCAAUAUUUUUAAAUUAUAAUUUAUCUUUUUGUGUUUUAUGGUGAUUUACAAAUCACAGUGAUUGAUUAGGAUUUUCUAAAGAGGUGAGACAUGACACCUUUGUUGAGGGACA